AUGUCUGAAGGAGUUACCGGAAAAGAGGUCGGGCUACACAGAGUAACAGCCCCCUCUAUUCUGGAGGAGGCAUGCAUUGGGCGGAUGGAGACUCUGGCUCGGAAGCUCUGCGAGGCGGUGGAUAAUGAGGACGCUCAAGAGGUAAAAGCUCUCUUGCAACGUGGUGCUGAUCCAAACUUGGUUUUGCCCAAUGGUGUUGCUGCCAUUCACCUUGCCUCAGGGAGGGAGAGUGAGAGUGCCCUUCGAUGUCUGGCAUUGAUACUGCAAGAUGGAGGUGAUCCCAAUGUCCGAUCCAUAGAGGAGUUGACUCCUGUACAUGUAGCUGCAUCCUGGGGCUGUUGUAAGGCUCUACUCGCCUUGCUCCGGAAAGGUGGGGACCCUACUUUGCUGGAUCAGGAUGGAAACAGUGCUUCGGACCUGGCAUUGAUGGAAGAGAAUCGCAGGUGUGUUGUGACUAUUCUAGAAUAUAUGGAGAGGAGCACAGAUUGUUCAGAACAGAAUCCCGGAUAUCGUAAGGACAACUUAUCUGUGUCUGAUGGCAUCACUCAGAUAAGCAACAUAUCUCUUCUCCUUGAGUCUUCCUAUGACAGUUCUCCUUUAAACAGUACCAGGAUGUCCCCUUUAACACUUUUUACAAAAGGUCUGGAUAAUGCAAUAAUCCGAAGUCAGGUGGAUCUUCCAGGCUUGGAUGCAGAUGGUGAUUUUAAAAACAAAGCGACUCCUGAGCUGGCUAAUGAGAGAAACCAAAUUGACAAUAGUCACAAAGUUCUUCCAUAUUUUAAGCCAAGAAAAAAGUCAUCUGAUUGUGCUCUGAGAAGUGUAGCACAGUUUGAUACAGAGCCACAACCGGAUACAUCAGUUAAUGGACAGAUUUUCAGGGAUAACCAAAUGCAGUAUGCAAAAAGAGAUGAUUAUACUAAAAAGAAAGCCCAGAUGGAAUUGUCUGUUAAAAGUAAAUUGAACCGUAAAAGAGAUGUUAUUGUGGACAGACCGUCUAGUAGCAAAAUUAAUGAUAACACAAUCUCAUGGAAAAUGACAGGAAUGGAUGUCACAUCUCCAGAUCACAUAUUUGCAUAUAGCAAAGAAACUACAAAGGAUAAUGAUCUGGAAGAGACCUUGGUUAUUCCAGGUCAAAAUGGGGGUGACUACAUAGGAGACCAGGAUGCAGACUCUAGUAGCAAGUAUAAUAGCUGUCAGAGUGACCAUUAUUCUAUCUGUGAGGAAAACUACGUUGGCAUAGAUGCUCGGUCCUCUUCGGGAACAAAGUCUUGCAAUCCACAACUGUCAGUGCUACAAAUGACUGCAUCUUUGCCAAAAAGUAGCUUGGACAAUAGGAGCAACGUGAUUUCUUGUUCACAAACGUUCAACAAUCACACAAAUGGAGGAAGUCCUACACAGAAUGUUUUAUGUAAAAACCAAACUCUGCUAGCUGAACAGUCUCAAGAAGCUAAAGAGAUGGUUCUUAAUGGUCAAUCUUCCACUUUAUUAGUAGUUAGCGGUAGUGAUGAUGCAAGCCCUAAACGUGAUGCUAUGCCAAGUAAAAGCCAAAUUCAGCUGAAUGAGAGGUCUCUGAGAGACACAGAGGUGCUGUGCAAUGACCAGUCUUCAACCUUUUUAAUAGUGAGAAGUGAUGAUGCCUGCCCUAAAAGUGGCCACCAAGAUCUGAAAAAUCAAUUAAGACACUUAAUGCUGUUAACCAAAGCCUGUGCAUCAAACCUUUCACAGCACAAUACACCAGCUUUGCAAGACCAUGCCGAAAUGUCAGAUGUAUCUACCUCCGAUACUCUUCCAGUUAAUCACCAAGAAAACCCUCAAGGUGAUGAAAGAAGGAUUAUUAAUGACCAACUUAAAGCAAUGAUGUUUUCGACCAGGUCACAAACAAGAACUAUUGACUCUGCUAUCCCAAAAACUUUAGCAGUGGAGCCAGACACACAUGUUGUAAAAGAAAAAAAGGAUGAGGAACUGAGUGCAGAGCUAAGGAAAAUGAUGAUAUCCACAAAGUCUUUUCCAUCCACGUCAAUGAAAGAUGAAGUGAAAGGACCUAGCUUGUAUAACAACUAUAAAAAAAGCAAUUUUAAUUCAUCCAAUUCUCACCACAGUAAUUCUUCCCUUUUUCACGAAACUGUUGAAAUGCCCCAACGGGGAAGGAGAGUCAGAAGCCCUGGUAGUAGAGCGCAAUCUCCUCCUUCAAAUUUGGAUACGUUCACAAAAAAAAAUAUUCCAGUUAAUAUAGUUUCCCAACAAAUGGAAAACGUGGGUACAUGUGAAUUAAAAGUACCAGAUGUUCAAUUGGCAGACUCCACAGUUCAAAGGCAAACCUUUGUCAAUGCAUUUAGGAAUCCUGAUGUUACUGUAAAUAUCAGUGACUUUUUAACAGAUGAUUUGUCUUCAACUGAUUCGGAACCAGUGAAAUCUGAUCCACAUGUCCGUGAUUCCACAAGAAUCCCUGUGAUAGAACAUACUGGAAAUACAUGGUUAACUGAAGAUGGUGAAGAGGAAAGCAGUGGAGAUGUUGACCAAGGUAGCACAGUUAAUCCACUCCCAUCCACUCAUUGUGGACAACUUUUUCCUGGAACAGAGUACAGUGGCUCUUUGGUACAUAGCACACUGUUGGAAGAUCUAGCAGUGAACUCUGUGCGUAAAUUUAAUGAACCACGAUACAGUUUCAGUAGGUUAUCCUGUAUUACUAAGGAAGGAAUAAACGAAUGCCAGCUAAGUACUGUCAUUGACUGUAAUGCCCGAACUGUGCCUUUAUCACCAGGCGGCCGGCCAGUAAAUGAAAGUAAGUUCGAAUCAGUGGAAUAUUUAUACGAAGACGGUGAUAAGGGGCACACCCUCAUAGAGAGGCAUAUACCAUGUACAGACACGUCCUCUAACAACACAACUGAGAACUCAGAUGAUACUAUACUUUAUGAUUGGACGGACUAUAAAAGCAAUAGGCAAGCAGUAAGCAAGAUACCCACUAACAGGGUGGCAGUGGAGCUUUAUAGGCUCUCCAACAGUGAGCUUACAAGAAGACUUUUGGAAGCUGGAGAAGAUCGCCUUGGACCAGUGACAAGCCAAAACCGGAAAAUGUAUAUCAAGCUUUUAGACAAAUGUUUAAAGGAACAGCAAAGCAAAGGCUCCAGUGGAUCCACAGGAUACAGCCCUGAGCUCUCUCUUGUCCUUCGAACUUUCAAUAUUCCAGACUGCAACUGCGAUGAAGCAACACUUGCCUUGGAGUUUGAUCAGCCAGAUAAGACCCGGAAAUGGAGAGAGGGGGUCCUGAAAUCGAGCUUCAACUAUUUGCUGCUGGAUCCUAGAGUGACACGCAACCUUCCGUCCCGCUGCCAAAAUGUGUCCCAGAAUGAAUGCUUCCGCACUUUUGUAAGUUCUGUGUUUUACGUGGGCAAAGGAAAAAGGUCACGUCCCUACUCUCACCUCUACGAAGCUUUAACUCAUUACAAGGGCAGGAACAAACAGAUGUGUGCCAAGGUGCAACACAUUUUGGACAUCUGGAAAAGUGGUCAAGGUGUGAUAUCUUUACACUGCUUCCAGAACACCAUCCCUGUAGAGGCAUACACACGAGAGGCCUGCAUGGUAGAUGCCAUUGGUUUAAAGAUGCUAACCAAUCAGAAGAAAGGAGUAUAUUAUGGGCAGUUACAGAACUGGAAACCUGCUCGCCGAAGGAAUCUCGGGGUACACAUGCUGUACAGAGCACUACAAAUCUUCCUGGCUGAGGGUGAACGUCAGCUGCGUCCCCCAGAUAUACACUCAGGAAAGUAACUGCAAAAGGAAAGCUGAUUGCUGGAAGGAGUAUACAGUAAUUUAUUGUUAGGUCAUCACAACAUUGUAAUUACCGGUAUAUAGGUACUUCUUUUUUUCCCUUUGAAGAAGCCUUGCACUUAGACAUUGUCUACAUUACCUCAUUACCUGCAUCACAGGUGUAAGUAUUGUUAAUUAUGCAGGUGUGUAGUAUGAUUCUGACUUACAAUAUUACAUAUGCAGAGUUUACUAGCAAUAAUUUUCAUACAUGAAAAUGUCCAAAAGAGCAGUGACUGAUCCAUGCUUGAUCAAGUAUUUCAAUCAAUUUGUUCUGCUCCAAAUGAAUUGACCGUGUUUGAUGGCAUUAGCUUUAUGUACAAGUCUUUAUUGUGAUAUUUGCUCACUGACUAAUUCUUUAAUUAUAGUAACUUGAAAUUUGCAAUAAUGCUUUAUUAAACAUGUCCUUGAGUCCGAGGCAAUGGCAAAUUCAAUUCGGCUUCAACAAACAAUCUACUGACACUUUACCUAGGACCUGAUGAAUAUGAAAUGACUCUAUACUAAACGGAAUGGACCUAAUGAAAUUGCUUGUACACCCUUUUGGAGUCCUGACUCAGGAUCAAGAGCCACUGCUAUAAAUGUUUACUAGACAUUUGAUAUUUUUUGUAAGACUGAUCCUUGUACCAGUCACUUACUAUAAAUCCCAUUUUAUCGCAUAAAUGUUACAAACUGGGGUUAAUUCCAACAGAAUUUGAGUUCUGCUGAACCCAAACAAUUUUUUUUAAACUCCGUACCACGUU
Molecule: messenger RNA, 4541 nt
Organism: Pelobates fuscus (common spadefoot toad)
Lineage: Eukaryota; Metazoa; Chordata; Amphibia; Anura; Pelobatidae
Gene: ANKLE1
Product: ankyrin repeat and LEM domain containing 1
Exons: 10
Coding region: 1-3765 (1254 amino acids)
Biological process (GO): resolution of meiotic recombination intermediates; double-strand break repair via homologous recombination
Cellular component (GO): nucleoplasm; cytoplasm
Molecular function (GO): protein binding; DNA endonuclease activity
Source: RefSeq, a predicted model, not a curated record